CCGCUUUACUGUUCCGCUAUUUCGUUGUCCAUGCGACAGCACUUUAAUGCAAGUCGGCUACGCAGUUGUUACGAGAUGAGGGGACAGAGCUAUAUGUGACGCUGUACGUAAAAUGUUAUUUCAAUCAUAGUGCGCAUUGUGUGAGUAGAGCAUCUUGGCAGACUUGACCGGUUUCAUGUUCUGCGGAGAAUGAGGAUUACCCAAGUAUGAAUGAUAAGGAUGUCAUAUCUGAUAAACUAUGUGAAAAUAAAUCUAUUAAUACGCUUAAAUCGUAUGAUACGACUUCCAAGACUAGUAUGAAAAUGUUUAUUCUUCCACCUAAUGUACUGCAAAACAUUUCCGUCAAUGAAAUACCAAGGAAAUGUAACGAAGAAACAUUAAGCAGUAAUUGUCCUCAUAUUAUUACUAAUUAUAAGUGUGAGGGCACAUCUGAUGACUUAAAAACACACGACUGUAAUUGCACUCAUAAAGGAACAUUGCUUUCUACUUGGAACAAUCCGAAAGUCUCUAUUAGAUUUGCGGGAAACGAAUCUGACAAAGUAGAACGUAAAAUAGAUACAGAGUCAGAUGAUGCAGAAAGAGACAAAACAAUUACAAAAUCAUGUGAUGUAAACAAAGUACCUGUAUCUUCAAGGUUAGUUACUAUACACGAUGCAAGAUGUGAAACUAAAUUAAUGCCUAGAAAGCAUCUUAAUAGCAAUAUAAGUGAUAUUAUCAGUACUGAUAUGAAAAAAGAUGUAACAUGUAAAACUGAAAAAACACAUUUACAUUAUACAUCAGAGAUACCACCUGAAAAAAAGCAGUCAUUAUCUUCUCCAACUAAAGAUGAUAAAAUGAAAGCAUUGUUUACGGAGAGAAAGAAUGUCGAUGAAGAAGUUAAUAUGAGAAAAAUUAAGGUUGUGAGAGCAAAGAGCAAAGUAACUACAACACCAGCUAAACCUAUAGAGUCACUGCCUGCAGAUAAAAAUUCGAUAAAGAUUUGCAACGAAACAGAAUUAACAUUGGUCAAAGUUGAAAGUAUUGCCGACCUGUCAAUUCUCGGACAAUCAUCUGCGAAUAGAAUUCAGUCGGCAUUAACGAAUGUUAAUUUAACGGAAACCUGCACGGUGGAAGAUACGGUAUACGACGAGCAGAAACAUGACACGAGGCAAGAAAUUCAAUCUCAAGCAUUCCACGAUAACGCGCAUUCAAGUUUAGGUACUUUUGUGUCAGAGACUACGAAUACGGAUUCACGAAAGAUGGACGAUGUAAUACACGAAGAUGCGUAUCAAAUGAACGAAACGGAUGUGAAGGAUGGCGAACAAAAUCAGUUAUCUAUAUCUGUGAAACCAGUCGCAAGGAAAAGAGGUAGACCCAGAAAGACGGUGAAUAAUAGUGCGAACGAAAAUACAUCAAAAAAGAAGCCGGAAGUCUAUGGGACGUCGAAAGAAAUUCCUGAUACCACUAUCGAAGUCAUGGCUUGCGGUAAAAGACGCGCUAGUAAAAUUGCGAUUAAUCAGGAUGCAAGCGGUUCAAGCGACGGAAGCGAAAUAACGGAUAUAGUUGAGACUGAGAAGCAAAUUGGUCGAGGCAAAGGACGUCGCCGAGGUCAAAACCGAGGUCGUCAUGGUCGGGGUCGAGGUCGCGGUAGAGGAACAGUGCAAGAUUAUUCAGAUAUGGAGUACAUACCUAAAACUGCAGAGAAAAAAUAUGUUUCUCAAUCGAAAGAAACAAAGAACGAAUCGAAUUUACAUGAUGCAGAUGCGGCGGCAGCUGACAUAGAAAUCGGAAACAUGGAUGCUGCGAAUAUCGCGAAAGAUAUGCAAUUGGUAACGUGUGCUAAAUGUGAGCAACAAGUACUGAAAAAACAAUGGCAUUCGCACAACUUAUAUCGACACAAUAACAUGGCCUGGCGACAAGAUGAAGUAAAAUUGGAUUUUGAAAAUGACAUUAAAUUGUUAAGGAGUGUACUAUCGUUUGCUGUGAAGAAAAAGAAAAAUUUGACUUGUGAAAAAUGUGGAUCCGCAAGACGAAGCGCCAGUGGUUUUAUAUCGCAUAUGCAAUUUUGUGGAAAAUCACAGGAAGAGAAACAAGCCCUGAUGAUGACAUGCCCCAUUUGCCACGCUGUUAUGAUGCCUUCCUCAAUGGAAAUACAUGAGCGUUAUCAUAGACAAUUGGAACGAAAUAAAAGUCAGGAAGUGCCGGCUGUACUGACGGAAAAAGUUAAACGGAAAGCGGCGGAGAAAGCAGUACCAAAGAUACAAAAGUAUGCCGAAUCUAUGAGGGAACAAAAUCCAUGCACGACAAGAAGAAUCAAGCUUGAUUCAACGACGCUUAAAAAUGCGAUACAAGAGCCGGAAUUGAAGAAGAAAGUACCACCGGUUUGGAAAGGUCUAUGGAAGAAAGAGUUGGCUUCUCGGGGUUCUGUAUCCUGCAGACAAAUAGGAUGCACUUAUAUGUGUUCCUCCUACAAAAGUAUCUGUGAACAUUAUUCUCAAUGUAAUUUUACUCCGCAAGAGAAUUUUAUGUGCAAAAUUUGCAAGUUCUUGGCAGAUACUAGAGACGAGAUUGAGAAUCACAUAGCGAAAUCUCAUUCGAACGAAGAAUACGUGAAAUGUGACGAUGAUGACUUUAAGAGAGACGACGAGGUAAUUUCAUCAACUUCAUCAGAUGAAAGUAUAUCUGAAUUCAACGACGAAAUCGUACGAAAGAUCCGUUCGUCCGCAAGGGUAACGCAAGUAAGCUCCGACAGUACAAGAACAAGCAAUAAAGCCUCUUUUUUGAAUAAAGAGCAAAAACCAUAUUCAAUCGAAUCUUACAAGGCAGCUUUAUACUGGACUCUGACCUUUGAGUCGAAAAAUUUCGAGCUUGACUUAUUCCAAGAUUACAUGCCGAAUGCUUUCGCGUUAUUGAAAAAUGAAGAUGCGGCAAAGUAUCUCCCAGAGCUAAUGAGUUCAAUGGCCGUCAAAUUUGUAAACGCCAAUUCAUGGAAAAAUACGGACGAUUCUGUCAGUGGUAACUGGAAGCGUAUGAGCAGAUUCGAGGGCAACAUUUACGAAGAUGUGCCGACAUUUUUCACCGGUGGUCCCAUAUGGGCGUCAGCCUGGCUACCUAUUCCAUUGCCGAUGUAUACCAAAAAUCCUACGCAAUAUGUCGCGAUCAGCACGCAUCCCACUAUGGAAAGCGAGUACGCAGUAGGAAAGAGUUAUACGGAAUCGAACGUCAUACAAAUAUGGGAUGUCGGACAAUUGGAUCACAAAAAUAACAGUACAAGUCGACCGCCUACUUUAGCGUACGCUAUUGCGCACAAUAGCGGUACAGUUUGGUGCUUGGAAUGGUGUCCGUCCGGAUGCUACCAGGAUGUCGGUCUUUGUAAUUAUAAAACGGAAGAAAGAAAGGGGGAGCUCAGACGAAUGGGAUUGCUCGCGGCAGCAUGUUCCGACGGAUGUGUAAAUAUUUACUCGUUACCGUUUGCGGACGAAUUGAAAUUCGAAAGAACAGAACAUCAUUCGUGGCCGAUUUACAAGACCGAUCCGAUAGCAACGCUGAUAAUAAAUCUUUCCAAAUAUGAUAACAACAAGCAGAAUUGGCAGUGUAGUAAGCUAUCGUGGACAAAGGAACGCGGACACGAUAUCAUUGCGGCAGGCUACACGAACGGUUACAUAGCAUUGUGGGAUCUCACCACUACUUCGCCUCUGUUGCUCAACGUGCGAAAAGAUACGAGGUUUAUAGACGCGUUCCAACAUUUUUCCGCUCAUCACAACGCAGUCAGCAUGGUAGCAUUGGUUCCGUACCACGAGAAGCGAUAUCUAGCUUCCGCUAGUGUGGAUAGAUCGUAUAAAUUUUGGGACUUGGAAGAGACGAGCAUGCCGCAAAACCAUUUACAGAGGGGUAUAAUAGUGGACGGUGCGUGGAUGACACAUUGGCCUUGCUCGGUUAUUAGUUCGGACGAUGCACUCGGAUUCAACUAUACGCAUUCCUAUGUAAUACCUCUGAGAGAACAUGGAUAUAAAUAUUGUCCUAUUUUGGCGACCAAUGCACCAACUUACGCCAUCACCGUUUCCGAUUAUGCUAACUGUAUUGCGCAUGGUACAUUAGCUGGAGAAAUAUUAACCAUCUUUCCUCAUCAAUUAUUAUAUACGGAAAAACUUUUACCCAGGAAAAGGCAGUUAAAUUCUUUCGUCAAGACGAUAGAUUUUUUAAAAGAACAGCAAAACGUGUCUGGCAAAAACAAUGAGAAAAAAAACGAUAAAAAGACUUGCAAGGAUUAUCAUUAUAUGCCGGCAAACUAUCGUGAAUGCGAAAACCGUUUCGGUAUUAUUUUUCACGAUAAUUUAAUGGAUUUGAGACAGAACGUCAGAAUGGGUAAAUCGCACGACACUUUGUACAAUCAUCAGUUGACAUCCGUUCCUGUUGAACAACAUCCAUUCACAUCUGUAAACAGGAUGUCUUGGAAUCCAAACGCAUGGAGCUAUUUGUGGCUUAUGGUGAGCUAUCAGAACGGUUUAACAAGGCUAUUGAAUUUCAAAUCCAUGUCCAUACGUGAAGUGGAGACUUUGCUGUCAACGCACGCAAAAUCUUGGCUUGCUAAAGCAGCGAAUCCAUCGACUCAAGAAGUGUAAAAUUUUAUUCGUAUAGAAACCGCUUUACGCAAAUGAAAUUUUGUAUAACCUGUUUCUAUUUGUUUUCAUUAAGAUGAUACACUUAGAUACUUAAAUUAAAUUGGUUUGCACCUCAGUUCACUCCUCCCUUAUAGUAAUAAAUAAAUAUUCGUAUCACAGAA
Dinoponera quadriceps is the source of this 4762-nucleotide messenger RNA. RefSeq lists its product as uncharacterized. The transcript is spliced from 23 exons. Gene Ontology annotation, biological process: transcription by RNA polymerase III. The record is from RefSeq and is a predicted model, not a curated record. NCBI's taxonomy places the organism in Eukaryota, Metazoa, Arthropoda, Insecta, Hymenoptera, Formicidae. Gene Ontology annotation, molecular function: protein binding. Gene Ontology annotation, cellular component: transcription factor TFIIIC complex. Bases 207 to 4601 code for a protein of 1464 amino acids.